Tachysurus fulvidraco (yellow catfish) is the source of this 2949-nucleotide messenger RNA. RefSeq names its product zinc finger protein 668 (gene znf668). Bases 1 to 1965 code for a protein of 654 amino acids. The record is from RefSeq and is a predicted model, not a curated record. NCBI's taxonomy places the organism in Eukaryota, Metazoa, Chordata, Actinopteri, Siluriformes, Bagridae. The transcript has a single exon.
AUGAUGGCCUCCCCUCAGCCAGGCAGCCCACCUACAGUUGAGCAGAUUACACCAUCUCCUGAGACUGAGCCCAGUGAAGAGAGUGAAAACAUAGCUGAGAAACCAACUAAAAGAAGAAACAAAGGGAAACCGUCAAAAUCCCAGAACAUAUUUAAAUGCUUAGUAUGUCACGAAGCAUUUUCCAGCCCAUCAGCCUUGCGGAGCCAUAAACUCUCAGCUCAUGGUCAAGACAAGCAGCAACCAUACACCUGUGGGCAAUGCAGCAAGACCUUCUCCAGUCGAGCUCAACUCUCUAAACAUCAGCGCUCACAUUCGGCUGAGCGUCCAUUCCAAUGCCCUGAGUGCCAUAAAGCAUACAAGACCCACACUGAGUUGCGCAAUCACAGCCGCUCCCACACUGGAGAAAAACCCUUUGUUUGUACUGAAUGUGGCAAGGCAUUUAUGCAGGCCAUCUGCCUGCGCAUUCACAUGACGCAACACAGUGGUGACAGGCCUCAUUCUUGUCCCCACUGCACUAAGAGCUAUCCUACGCUGUCCAAGCUGAAAGUUCACCAGCGCUCCCACACAGGAGAGAAGCCUUAUUUCUGUGCAGAAUGUGGCAAGAGUUUUGCUGACCCCUCUGUGUACCGCAAGCACCGGCGCAAUCACCAAGGCCACCGGCCAUAUUCCUGCCAGCAGUGUUCCAAGACAUAUACAGAGCUCAAGGAUCUCAAGAACCAUGAGCGUUCUCAUACAGGUGAAAAGCCAUACCUUUGCUCAGACUGUGGCAAGGCCUUUUCACGCUCCUCCUCCUUGGCCUGCCACCUGCGUAUUCACUCCCAGAGCAAGCCAUACCAGUGUGAGCAAUGUGGUAAAGGCUUCACUCAGCUCUCUUCCUACCAAUCCCACCUUCGCACACAUUCAGGUGAGAAGCCCUUCCUAUGUCCACAAUGUGGAAAGAUGUUCUCAGACCCUUCCAGCUUCCGCCGGCACCAGAGGGCACAUCAGGGAUUUAAGCCCUACCCUUGUGACAAGUGUACCAAGAGAUUUCGACAGCCAGCCGAUCUGGCUGUGCAUCAACGUGUGCAUUCGGGUCAAAGGCCAUACAAAUGCCAAAAUUGCGAUAAGGCCUUUGUUGCUUCCUGGGAUCUGCGUCGGCACAUGCUGGUACACACUGGCCUUCGACCAUUUUCCUGCACUGAUUGUGGCAAGUCCUUUGCAGAGCGCUCCAGUCUUAACAAGCACAGGAGGGUGCAUUCUGGAGAGCGGCCAUUCAAGUGCCAGAUGUGUUUCAAGUCAUUUGUCAUGUCAUCUAGUCUGCGCAAACACGAGAGGACUCACAUACCCGAGAGACCAGUGCGACAAGAACAGGCCCCUGAUUCUGACCAGGCCCCUGAUUCUGAGCAAGUCGUUCCCCAAAACAGCAGACCACAAUUCUCUUGUGUUCAUUGUGACAUGAUUACCUUUGGAACAUGGGAGGAGGUGCAGGCCCACAACAGCCUCCAUGCAAUCUCUCCUCCAUCAGAUUCCACAAAUAUACGCAUUGGCCCUUUUAUUUGUGAAACAUGUCAGGCUGAGUUCCCGCAGUUAUCUGAACUCCAGGCACAUGAGAAGGUACACCCCAAGCCACGGCCACAUGUAUGUGAAAGCUGCGGCAAAGGUUUCCUGAACAAAGCUGGAUUACGCAAGCAUCAGCGCAUCCACUCGAACAGCCGCCCACACUGCUGUGCAGUCUGCGGUAAAUCUUUCCUCUUUGCUGCUUACCUCCGCAAACAUCUGCGUACACACCGUGAAAAUCAGACAUCAUCGCCCCUGCCACAGACAGACAUUACCCACACACAGCCACUGCCAUCCCCACCGAGCUCAUCCUCCCUAAUAAAAUCGGAGCCUGCUACGAUUUCUCUAACCAUGCCUGUCAUCGUACCAGCAACAGCAUUUCAGACGAUGUCAGGACAUGUGUACAAAAACAAAGAUGAGAACAACUGAAAUAACAGUGUAUUGAAAGCAAUUUUCAAUAUUGGGUGGGUGUUUGAUUAAGGUAGCACAAAGUAUUGUUUCCUACCUGGUAGGCAUGUGACAGGACUUACAAAUCACCUGUGUGGGCAAUAGUCCCAGACUGGCAUGCCAUACAAGAAAGGGCAGGUAGUGUUACUGCCUAGGUCUCCAGGGUCCCAGGUUUGGUGAAAGUUCUGCCAGAAUAUGUACUGGAUAUUAUAUAUUGCCCCAGGGUGUGUGUGAAUGUGCAUAUGCAUGGUGCUUUGCAAUGGACUGGUGUCCUAUACAGGGUAUAUUCACACGCACCGUGAUCCGCUGCAAUCAGGGUAAAGCAGUGGCUUAAAAUCAUCAUGUAUUCACCAAACACAGAUACAUACAUACAAGUCUCUUAAUAAUUCCUGCUGACCCUUCAACUCCUAGCAGGUUUCUCAAAGAUUACUUGGAUUGUUAAGGGUUUUUGACUUAAUUUCAAAAAGGUUCUGCUCAUAUGAUAGAUGAGAACUCUGUUGUAAGGUUCAACAUAGAACACUUCACAUGUUUAUUUAAAACAUUUUAAGGGUUGUGUAUGUGAUUUUUUUUACUGAAUGUAUAAACCGAGAAGUUUUGUAUGAUGACUAGAAAAAGAUGCUGUUUAAACAUGAUUAUUUUAUUAUUAUUAUUAUUAUUAUUAUUAUUAUUAUUAUUAUUAUUAUUAUUAUUAUUAUUAUUAUUACAUAUAACUGUGUAUUUGUGUGCUUGAUCAUUGCUGCUAUAUCACAUUUUAUAUCAAUCUUUGAUAUACGUGUUUUCCCUGAGGUUUCAUUUUGUUUUAUAGGGUACUGAAAGGGUCAGUAUUUUACAUAAAAGUCAACUUUACACAAAUGCAUGAAUUUAUUAGAUUAUAGAAAAGACCCGUACAUUUCAAAUCACCUUCCAUCCCCAGACAAAUGUCAGUUGUCUAUUCUGUAUUCAAUAAAGUAUCUCAAAGAAUUGUAA